Molecule: messenger RNA, 840 nt
Organism: Morchella sextelata
Lineage: Eukaryota; Fungi; Ascomycota; Pezizomycetes; Pezizales; Morchellaceae
Exons: 1
Coding region: 1-840 (279 amino acids)
Source: RefSeq, a predicted model, not a curated record
AUGGGCUUCAUCAACCCCGGCCGCAACCUGCACUCCCGCACCCCCGGCAAACGCAAACCCAAGCACCACCCCACCACCACCACAACCACAACCACAACCACAACCACAACCACAACCACAACCAGCAACAAACGCCCCCGCACCCGCACCCGCACCCGCCCCCGCACCCCCACCCCACCCGCGCUCUCCCCCCUCGAGUCCCUCCCCGCAGAGCUCCUCUACCGCAUCUUCGAGUCCAGCCACAACACCGCCCUCCCCGCCGCCUCCCGCCACCUCACGCACACACUCAACGCCCCGCACCUGCACCUCCUCCACCUACGCACGCACGCAGCCGACGCCGCGGCCCUCUCCGAGGUCUUCCGCCUGCGCUUCUUCACGGCCCCCUUCCUGGCGCUGUUCGAGUCGCGCUUCGGCCGCCUCGACGCCUCGGGGGCAGCGCUGCCCCUGCGGCUUGUCAGUGCGCCGUGGACGGGCGAGAAGCUGGCGCUGUUUACGGCGCUGGUGGAGCGCGGGGCGACUGUGGGGGGGGGCGAGGGGGAGGAGUUUACGUGGGCGCUGCUGCAGGCGCUGCAGGCGGGGAGGGGCGAUGUGGGGAGGGUGGUGAUGGCGGCGGGGGGCGUGAGGGGGGAUGGGGAGUGCUUGAGGGUUGUUGUGGAGCGGUGGGGGGAUGGGGGGUUGGGGAUGGCGAGGAUGCUGGUGGAGAGGGGGGCGGAGAUGGGCGGGGUGGGGGUGUGGAGGGCGGCGUUGGCGUGGGGGGAGGGGGGGAGGCGUGUGGUGGGGUGGUUGUUGGAGGGGGCGACGCCGCCGGGGGAGGUGUUGGGGGAGUUGAGUUGUCGGUAG